Messenger RNA from Pseudo-nitzschia multistriata, 865 nucleotides. Lineage: Eukaryota; Bacillariophyta; Bacillariophyceae; Bacillariales; Bacillariaceae. The record is from the annotation of a GenBank genome assembly.
CAUCAUCUUUUGCAUCAUCGUUCCCACGAAAGAAUCGAACCGAUACAAUGCCYAUGUCUUCCUCGCCACACUGUUUUGGCGUUGCGAGUGUUUCUCCAGUGCAGCCACAAUUUGAUUUUGAAACAAAUUUAAGUUAACACCAUGAUCUCAUCAUCUAGCAAACGCCAAAUGGCGCUCCUAGGAUUCCUUUAUUGGUCCUCGACUGUGCAAGGAUUCACAGUUCCAAACAGUCGGCAUCUCCCAGCUUUCGCCGCAAACAAUGCUGCUGCUGUGAUCGCGACCACGAGGUGUAGCAGCAGCUUGGCCAUGUCUGACUUCGACUUCCCAUCUGCUAUGCCGGAGAAGCCUCAGCAGACGCUCGACGAAAAACUGAACGAAUCUGCCGACGACUUCAUCAUCAACAUGGAMGAUGCUUUGGUCGAUAAAUCCACCGCUCCUCCGGAGCUCGAGGCACUACGAGAGGCCCGCAAGGCAAACGCUCCCCCUGACGAACUUGCAAUCAAGAUCUACAGCUUGAUGAUCGAACGAGCGAUGAGAUUCGAYGUCGAUCCCGAUACUGGCGCCCUGACUCCAACAGGAUUCGACAUCCCAAACAAUUUGGAAGUUCCCGAAGUCAAAAAAGAAUUCAGCCAUCUUUACUCGUACGGAAUGAUGCUUAUGAAUAAGGGACUGCUGAAGGCAGACGUUCURAAAGAAAUUGUGAUCGAGAGGCUCAUCGAGCGAACUGGUUUGACUCCAGAAGAAUUCGACAAAUGGUUGGGUUAUUGAACAUAAAUCGCUGUUCAUCCAGAAUUUAUUGAUCACAUAUCAUUCRUUGUAUUGUACAGUAAUUUACAGUAAUAUUUUUUACCAAUACUUAAUGUAA